This is a messenger RNA of Pan troglodytes (chimpanzee), 1380 nucleotides long. RefSeq names its product zinc finger protein 524 (gene ZNF524). The coding region runs from base 355 to 1149 and encodes 264 amino acids. Gene Ontology annotation, molecular function: DNA-binding transcription factor activity, RNA polymerase II-specific. The record is from RefSeq and is a predicted model, not a curated record. Lineage: Eukaryota; Metazoa; Chordata; Mammalia; Primates; Hominidae. Gene Ontology annotation, cellular component: nucleus. Gene Ontology annotation, biological process: regulation of transcription by RNA polymerase II. The transcript is spliced from 2 exons.
UGGUGCUGGGUUAUUUCCCACUGGGGACACACCAGGGCCGCCGGUGCGCAGGCGUGGCUUCCGGGCGUGGCCGCGACCGGUCGUUAGGACCCAGCGAGUCCCCUUUGUUUCCCGCGGGCGCGCAGGCGGGCGGGAAGGGCAGGAAGGGAGGGGCCCGGCGCUUCUCCGAGGGGCGGGGCCGGCACCGCGCGCCGCCGCCCCCGCCUCGCCGCCGCCGAGGGGCAGGGCCCCCUCACCCCCUCCCCUUCCCACGCGCCGGCCCCGUUGCCCCGGCGCGCGCGCGCACACUCGCGAGCCCCGGCGACAUGCAAAUGAGCUGGCUCCAGUGCCCAGACCCAAGCCCCCCACUGCUCAAUGGACACCCCCAGCCCAGACCCGUUGCCUUCGCCUUUGCCCGGGGAGGAAGAGAAACCUCUGGCCUUACCUCCUCCUGUUCCCCGGGGCCGCCGAGGCCGUCGUCCUGGGGGAGCCACCUCCUCAAAUCGGACACUCAAGGCCUCCCUUCCUCGCAAACGGGGCCGCCCCCCCAAGUCAGGGCAGGAGCCCCCACUGGUGCAGGUGCAGGGGGUGACAGCCCCAGUAGGCAGCAGUGGUGGGAGCGACCUCCUCCUGAUCGAUGAUCAGGGUGUGCCCUAUACGGUCUCUGAAGGUUCAGCGGCUGGGCCUGAGGGCUCUGGCCCCAGGAAGGCCCCACACUUCUGCCCGGUGUGCCUGCGGGCCUUCCCCUACCUCUCCGACCUGGAGCGCCACAGCAUCUCGCACUCAGAGCUGAAGCCGCACCAGUGCAAGGUUUGCGGCAAGACCUUCAAGCGCUCCAGCCACCUGCGGCGGCACUGCAACAUCCAUGCCGGCCUGCGGCCCUUCCGCUGCCCGCUGUGUCCCCGCCGCUUCCGCGAGGCGGGCGAGCUGGCGCACCACCACCGCGUGCACUCGGGGGAGCGCCCGUACCAGUGCCCCAUCUGCCGGCUGCGCUUUACAGAGGCCAACACGCUCCGGCGCCAUGCCAAGCGCAAGCACCCGGAGGCCAUGGGGGUACCCCUGUGUGCACCAGAUCCAGGGUCUGAACCGCCGUGGGACGAGGAGGGCAUCCCGGCCACAGCAGGGGCCGAGGAAGAGGACGAGACAGAGGGGAAAGGGGAGCCGGCCUGACCCACACCCCCGGCCAUCGCUCCCUGGGCCAGGUUUAGAGCAGGGAGUUUGGCUGGUGCUGGGCCUGAGCCAGGGGGCCGGGACACCCUUGUUUCUGGUGGUCUUCCCGUUGUGGGAGCAGGUGGAGGGUGGAGACCUAAACUUUUGGGUCCAGCUGCCUUCAGCCCCCCUCCCCCAGACUAACAGACCCUUGGAGGCAGGGGCUGUGGAAAUAAAUCUCUGCCUGCUGGC